Messenger RNA from Aspergillus ruber CBS 135680, 1245 nucleotides. Its product is annotated as 60S ribosomal protein eL8. Gene Ontology annotation, cellular component: ribonucleoprotein complex; intracellular membrane-bounded organelle. NCBI's taxonomy places the organism in Eukaryota, Fungi, Ascomycota, Eurotiomycetes, Eurotiales, Aspergillaceae. The record is from RefSeq and is a predicted model, not a curated record. The coding region runs from base 1 to 1245 and encodes 414 amino acids. The transcript is spliced from 5 exons. Gene Ontology annotation, biological process: protein transport; ribosome biogenesis; vesicle-mediated transport.
AUGAUCAACGCUGUGCUCCUCUUCAACAACACCGGGCAACCACGGCUUACCAAGUUCUACACAGAAAUCGACACCCAAACAAAACAAUCCCUCAUUGAACAAAUCUACGACCUAGUUGCCCAACGUCCAGCAAGUGCCUGCAACUUCCUCCCUCUCCCUCCCCUGCUUGCGCGGGGUGCCCGCUCCAGCGCAUCCCUCGGUCCCUCGGACGACCCUACACAAAUCACUUACCGGACAUAUGCCACGCUUUCAUUUAUUAUGAUUUCCACAUCAACUGAAUCCCCGCUUGCGCUCAUCGACCUGAUCCAGGUCUUUGUCGAAGCUCUAGACCGCGUCUUCGAGAAUGUCUGCGAACUAGACCUUAUAUUUGGCUAUGAAACCAUGCACGCCGUGCUGGCUGAAAUGAUUGUUGGAGGCAUUGUGGUAGAGACGAACAUUGAUAAGAUUGUUGGAGGUCCUCCCAAGUCCGGUAAGAAGGUCGCCCCCAUGCCCUACCCCCAGGGUAAGGCUGGUGCUAGCAAGAAGGGCCCCAAGAACCCUCUCAUCGAGAAGCGUCCCCGCAACUUCGGUAUUGGCCAGGACAUCCAGCCUAAGCGCAACCUCGGCCGUUUCGUCAAGUGGCCCGAGUACGUCCGUCUGCAGCGCCAGAAGAAGAUCCUGAACCUCCGUCUCAAGGUUCCCCCUUCGAUUGCUCAGUUCCAGAGCACCCUGGACCGUAACACCGCUGCCCAGACCUUCAAGUUCCUCAACAAGUACCGCCCUGAGACCAAGGCCGAGAAGAAGGAGCGUCUCCAGCGUGAGGCCACCGCCAUCACCGAGGGCAAGAAGAAGGAGGAUGUCAGCAAGAAGCCCUACAACGUCAAGUACGGUCUCAACCACGUCGUUGGUCUCGUUGAGAACAAGAAGGCCUCUCUCGUCCUCAUCGCCCACGACGUUGACCCCAUUGAGUUGGUUGUCUUCCUUCCCGCUCUCUGCCGCAAGAUGGGUGUCCCCUACGCCAUUGUCAAGGGCAAGGCUCGUCUGGGAACUGUUGUCCACAAGAAGACCUCUGCCGUCCUUGCUCUGACUGAGACCCGUGAUGAGGACAAGGCUGAGCUUUCCAAGCUCCUGUCCGCCAUCAAGGAGGGCUACACCGACAAGUACGAGGAGACUCGCCGCCACUGGGGUGGUGGUAUCCUCGGUUCCAAGUCCGUUGCCCGCACUGAGAAGAAGCGCAAGGCCCUCGAGGCCUCCGUCAAGGUCUAA